Messenger RNA from Pseudo-nitzschia multistriata, 1738 nucleotides. Lineage: Eukaryota; Bacillariophyta; Bacillariophyceae; Bacillariales; Bacillariaceae. The record is from the annotation of a GenBank genome assembly.
CAACGACGUGCAUCGGUUCUGGUUUUUGAAAUUUAAAAUUAACGACUGCAACUACGAGCUCCCUACGACCGUACGUAGUAAAUGUACGAGCUUCAUUCAUUUUACGAGAGGAUUCGCAGUUCAUAUCCUACCGGUAGUUCUUCGCGACAAAGCCCAUCCAUUCCAAACGAACGGAGUCCAAAGGACCGCCGCUGCCAUUGCUUUUGCCGCUCCUACGCCGAAGAGKGCAGCCCCGAGAUGGAACCCCCGCCACCGAUCGGCACCGCACCGAGACCCGAAGCGAAGGAGAGCAACCGCUCGGGCAACAACGACGGCGACGAGCCCCACCGCGGCUCCCCCGAGUCGGCGGGCCUCGCCCGGGGACUCGCCCGGUCCGCGGCCCGGAAGGGUGCGAGCCGCGCCGCGGUGGGCCGGCUCCCCCUCCGCCCACCCKCCGCGGCGGGAAGGGCGUCCACCGCGAACGUGGCAAAGAGCGCCGCCCGGAUCCGGAGGCUCGCCAGGGUUUCCGACCGAGCGGCCACCGGGUUCGACGUCGUGGCGGAGGCCCACAGCGCCGCGGGGGGAACGCCGGYCGGGAGCCGCGGGGCCCCUGCRCAACCAGGCUGGAAGGCCAGGGCAUGGGCGUUUGGGGCCGGCCUCACCAAGAGCACUAUCCUCGGUGCCGCCGUGUUUGCUACCUACGAGGGAAUGGUGGAUUAUCGCCCAUCGGGAGACACCGAAGGCGGUUCCGACCCGGGUUCUGUCGGGGACAACAUUUGCUCUGCCGCCGAGGAAAACUCAUCUUCCCUGCUGUGGCACUAUGGAUCUGGAUUUUGUGCAGGGAGUGUCCACGCGUUCCUCGGGCGUGCCAUCGAAGGACUCGCCUCUUUCUCGUCGGCAGCGAUGGCCCGGAAUUCUAGAACGACAGCGGCAGCAGCCACAUCCGCACCGAGCCCGGCGUUUAUGCCCUAUUUGCUCCACCACGGUGCUUCCCAUACGGUACUCUUUGGAUCGUACGAAACGAUCAAGCGGCUGGGGCUGGGCCUCGCACCCGAGGAAUCGGAACACGAAACGGAGGACAAUCCCGGCCUCCUGGACCGAAAGCUCGCCACGGUGGCGAUUGCGGGGGGAAUCGCGGGGAUCGGYCAGCAGCUGGCGGCCGACUGGACGGAGAGGGUGAUCGAGGUGSUCGGCAGGGAGAAGGCCACCGGCGGGGCCACGGGGAUUCUUCCCCACGGCAAAGAUCUGUGGUCGGCCGCGACCAAGCUUCCGAGCUACAGCGCUCGAACCCUCUGGAUGGUAUCGCUUCCCACGUCGAUCGGCUUUGUGGCGUUUGAGUACGGACGGGAAGCCGUUUCGGGCGAYGCGUGACKUGCUUGUUUGGAUGGUCAAACGUYCACCGGUGCCAAGGACGGGGUCUUCCUCCGMAGGCAACUAAAGAUGUUUGAAUUUCGGACAACCCAGUCAGUCGGAAAGAUUGACAAWUAUCCCUCUCGUUCAAGCCGGCYUGAUCGAACAGGAAGGCAGGCAACGAAACAGAGGCGCGUCUGUUUGAUCGCCUUUUUGKUAMACUUUUUGCUCCUGUGAUUGAUUUCYGUCGAGCGACAGAGGUCGUCUCCACAGCGCCCGAGGGCAACCUUUCAUCGUGGUUUGCUUCCAAGAGAGCCGCAGGGUUUUUCUCUGGAUUGCAUUGCCAGUACUAGGAGUGCCAUACACGUGGUGUGGAUCUAUCGUGAUGCAAUAGAAUAUUUUAAUAAGG